Myxocyprinus asiaticus (Chinese sucker) is the source of this 4589-nucleotide messenger RNA. RefSeq names its product centrosomal protein of 85 kDa-like. Gene Ontology annotation, cellular component: centrosome. The transcript has 13 exons. Lineage: Eukaryota; Metazoa; Chordata; Actinopteri; Cypriniformes; Catostomidae. The record is from RefSeq and is a predicted model, not a curated record. Bases 329 to 2587 code for a protein of 752 amino acids.
GUUUUCUUCACGGAUCUCUGGAGGAAGCACGCAAGCAAUGAGAUCACAUCCUCGCAUUCUCGCAUUGCAGCUGCCAGCGAGUCGAGCGUACUAGUUUAUAACUCAACUCCAUCUCUGAUUCUCGUCACACGCGCAACCCUUUAGUUGCGAAAUAUAAACGCUUUCAUUUUAUAUUUCACACGGAGAUUAUAGUCCAGUACAUUGUGGCUAUGGAAUACGGUUUCACUUAGAUAGAAAUUCCCCCCAUUCUUGGAGGGUUCGCACAUUUUAUUGUUGAUCUCGUGUUUGAUCUUUCUCCGUCGCUAUUUAGCCUACGAAGCCGAGUGCAAUGUGGGCCAGGAACGAUUUUGAGGAUGGCUUCGACGCUUAUAAAAUAGGUUCCAGCACAUCCUCACCUGGAUGGGUCCCAGGCUGUGACUCAGCAUGGCAAGCGUCCUCUUCCGCCGCUGGCAUUAGCAGCCGCGGGCGACGUCACAGCGCUGCCUCGGACAGUGGAGACACAGGCAUCGGAACCUCAUGUUCUGACAGCAUAGAAGAUCACUCCAGCUCCAGUGCCACGUUGUCCUUCCAACCUCUGCGCUCCCAAAGUUCGAUCCCGACGGCCCAUGUCAUGCCCUCUCCCUCCAGCUCCAAGCUGAGAGCACCAUCCACCCCGACUAGCCCCUGGAGCAGCUGCCAGCUCCCUUCUUCCCAUGACAUUCCCCUAGACAUGAAAGACCCCCGACCGGUCCGCCGAUGGUCCUCCCUCACCCGCCUCACCGGCCAGGAGAAGGCCACCCCUUCCGGGAGACCGUCGUACCGUACGGACCCUCACGGUUCCCUGGAUCGGGGUGUGCUAUACGGCUGCCGACAAGACCCUCUGUAUUCAGAUGGCUUCCUGUCUUCCCUGGGCCUACACAAACUUUCCUCCAACUCUGACUAUUCACAUAAGUACGAGCUGGGCAGCAGUAACACUCUUGGUAAAACGGACUCGACUUGCUCCUCUCCGCUCAAGCCCAGCACGUUAGACCUCACCUACAGUGCCUUACCAGAGAGCAAGACCCCCACGAGUGGUCUGGUGGGGUCUGGGCAGAGGGGUCCCACACUCAGGCACCAGGCUGUGGGAGGGUCACCCAUCCAACCAGCUGUACGAACUCAGAUGUGGUUGAGUGAGCAGAUGGAGUAUCGGCCAGGACCAGAGGGAUGUGGGAUCGGAUCGUGGCAACAGGAACAGCAACAACGAGAACAACUACGACAAGAAGCAGAACUUCCACAGAUGAUGAGUGGAACGUCUCUCCCUGUCAAUACCCUUGUAAAGAUUAAGGAGGGACUCCUGAGGCAACGUGAACUGGAGAUUGACCGGCAAAAGCAACAAAUCCUUCAGCUUCAUGCCAGGAUCAGGGAAAAUGAGUUAAGGGCGCAACAAGUCCUCCAGAACCAGAAAGGGUGCUCUGACGACUCACUUCUGCUCAAAGCCAAGGAUUCUCCAUACGACAAUCCAGUACCCAGCCAGAGCCUGAAGUGUCAGCUGCCUGAGCGGGUGAGACCACUAUGCUGUGAGAAUGGAGAGCUUGGGCAUAAAUUAGCUACGGCAGAGCUGGAGGUCAUCCAUCUCAGCGAAUUCCUGAAACAGAACACACAAAAAUACACUGAAGACAUCAAGAAACUGGAGGAGAAGAUGAAAACACGUGACCGCUACAUCAGCAGUCUAAAGAAGAAGUGCCAGCGUGAGCAGGAGCAGAAUCAAGAGAAGCAGCAGCGCAUAGAGACACUGGAGAAAUACCUGGCAGACCUGCCCUCACUGGAUGAGGUCCAGACGCAAGCUCAGCAGUUGGAGGAGGUGCAGGAGAAGGCCCGGGCAUUGAAGGACACUGUAGCCCAGCUGGAGAAAAGCCUGGAGGAGAACCGAGCCCUGCUGCAAGAGAAAGAUGCCAUCAUAGAGACCCAGUCCAAGCGGGAGACAGAGCUUGUGGCUGCUGUACAGAGCCUGCAAGAGAAAGUGGAGAAGUGUUUAGAGGACGGUGUACGGCUGCCCAUGCUGGACCUGAAGCAGCUGGAGAGAGAAAACACUCGCCUGCUUGGACAACAGAACCAGAACAGCAUGCUGAUUGACAAUCAAAAGCAGCAAAUUGACAAACUCACUCUAGAGCUGUCGGCCCUGGAAAAGAGGUUACAGAGGGAGAGGGGGAUCACUCAGGAGCUUCGCAAACAGCUCUCGGAACGCGAGGAGGAACUUGAGGCCCUCUCCACAACCCUUCAGCAGAACCAAAGACGGACAGAUGAGGAUACGUUUAAUGUGGCCCCUGGGUCGUGUCUUAAGGAGGCUGGGCCCCUAUUAAAAGAGAUGUCCUUGUGUCUGCUGGAUCUGAAGGGCCUGUGCAGUGUUCUCACCCAGAGAGCUCAAGGCAAAGAACCCAACCUGGCCCUGCUCCUUGGCAUCAAAUCUAUGAGCUGCUCAGCAGAGGAGAAUGAGAAGCCACUAAUGGAGGACGGCUUGCGGGCCAAGCUGGUGGAGGUGUGCCAGUUACGGAAAGACAUUGAUGACUUGCGUACAGUCAUCUCGGACCGCUACGCACAGGACAUGGGUGACAACUGUGUGACACAAUGAGGCCUGACUAGAAGGCCUGUCCAUGUAUCUCCAGGGGCUUCCAUUUCUACCUUGCAGGAUUUGAGGACAGACGGCAUUCCCAUUUAGUAAAAGGGAAAUAAUAAUAAUAAAGCCAACUUGAUAAAAAAAAAAAUAAAAAAAAAACUUGACAACUAGAGCUCUUUCUGACUACUUCAGGUUGGACCAAGCUGUGAAUCCAGUUUACAAGGACAUCUUUGCAACAGUUGUUUGUUUUUCAUUGGAACAUUGAAGCUUUAAUGAAUUGUAAUGUUUUGUGUGUGUGUGUUUUUUUUAAACAUAUUUAUUUUGACCAUGCUGGUCAUCCUUGUGUUCAAUAGCGAGUUCCUCACACUGUUCUUGAUGGAAGUCAGAUCAGUGGGAAGAGUCAUCUUUGAAAGAAAGUGGGGCAACUGGUAUUUUCUAAAGUGCCUUGUGAUGUUUAUGCUCUUCUGCAUACCUCCGAACUUCAUAGUCAAAUGCAAGUCAAUUUUACCCAAAGAAGCUGGCACAUCCGCUCCACUGUAGCUACAGUGCAGGUCGACAUUCCCAAGUGGACCCUUGAUAUUGGAAAAUCAACAGGAAAAACAGCAGUUAAAAGGGUCCUUCAACCCAAUCACUCUUUAAUGUUAGGUUUUAUCUCAAUUUUGUGCAUCUAGUGUGUUAUUUGUGUGGUUGGUAUUUUAAGUUUUGGUCAGGGUGAUAUGGACAAUUUGGGCUUCCAUAAAACUGGAUUAAAUGUUUCAUUUAAAAAUAAAUGGCUGCAAAAGAAUCCAGGUUAAUCUAUUCAGGACACCCGUUUAACCAUUUUAAUUAGAGUAAAAUAUGUGCUUAUUUUUUAGUCGCUGAGAAAUGCUGCGACGCAUCUCAAAACAAGUCGCACACGUUGAGCUCCAAAGUCAGACAUGAAACCGAAUGUUCUGCAGAUGUAAAGCUCCUGUGACCUCCUGAACAUGCUUAAACACACUCAUGAGAUUUGAUGUACUCUUGAUAAUAAAUGUAUUCCUUGUUACAAUUAGGGAUAUGUAAGAAACCAAUGCAAAACUGGUUUACUCAGGUAUUUUAAGGAUUACAUUUUUCAUUUGUUGAGAUUUGUUUCAGAAGGAAUUUUAACUCUUUGCUGUGUGGUUUAAGUGUUAGUAAUAUAAUUUUGAAUUUUUAUUAAGUCCAGAGAUGCGGUCAUGUCAACCUUUAAGUAUUUGCACCAAGGUGACGAAUGUUUGAUAUUUGCAAAAUGUCUUUGUUCUACUUAUAUAUCUCGACUGUAAUAUUAUCAUUGAAUUCAAAGUGUAUUUAGCAUGUUUUGAAUUUCAAAAAGGGGUCAUAAUGUGCUCAUAGUAUCUUGUGCAUGUACAUAUAUUUUUUUUUUUUAUCCACUGAUGUUAAAAAGGAACUUCGAAUGGAAUAGAUAAGUAAAAACGUAAUUAAAUGAAUACUGCACUAUGCAACCUCACGUUAACCAGCAUUUAUUACACAUUUCUGCGGAUAAGUUGUUAUUCUGUGCCUUUAUAAAUCGAUGCAACAGAACUACAGUACGAACGUCUUUUGAAGGCCAUUUUUCAAAACUGGCAGAGACUUUUUCACUGAGAACUUUUUCAUAAAGGUGCAGGCAAGCUAAGCCAUAUCCACAAGCAAUGCAUAUUUAUUCUCAGGCAGAGAGAUGCUAGUAACCUGAGGGAGAACGUAUGUGGGGCUCUUCCUUGUGCAUUACAUUAUAUGGUGUGAUAUCUGAUAGCAUGCUGAAUCGUGUAGUGUUUGUGCUGCAAAAGCAUUGAUUGACAUGACCGACUCCCUGUGCACUGUGGACUGAAAGCCACUGGCUGGCUUUACUCUGUUUGAAUAUGUCAUUGGUCUUUUAGAUUUAAAGCUUUUAGUUUUCCAGUUAGAUUUUACAAAUGCCAAAGUUCUAUUUAUGUAAAAAUUCUCUCAAAAGUAUUACCUAUUUUUCCAAUUUGUAAUUUUUUUUUUUUUUUUGUACAAAUGUUAAAUAAAGUAUUUUUCUAUA